Lutzomyia longipalpis is the source of this 1239-nucleotide messenger RNA. Its product is annotated as adenylate cyclase, terminal-differentiation specific. Gene Ontology annotation, biological process: regulation of transcription by RNA polymerase II. Lineage: Eukaryota; Metazoa; Arthropoda; Insecta; Diptera; Psychodidae. Gene Ontology annotation, molecular function: transcription coregulator activity. The coding region runs from base 76 to 1149 and encodes 357 amino acids. The record is from RefSeq and is a predicted model, not a curated record. The transcript has 5 exons. Gene Ontology annotation, cellular component: transcription regulator complex.
AACACUGUUUUUCCUGUAAAAGGCCCCCAAAAGGCCCCCAAAGUUCUCAGAAUUAGUGCGAAAAAAUACCUCAAGAUGCCUGCCGCAACAACCCCCACGGCGGCAACACCCGAGAAGGAGGAUAACCUCUGGAUUGGGCUCAAACACUACAUAAUGCACGAGCGGCAGCUCAAGAAGCAAGAACUCGAAGCCGAGGUGGAGGAGGAACGUCUGCGGAAGGAACGUGAAGCACGUGAGCGUCAGGAUGUGAUGACGUUGGGUGAAACGAGAGAGCAAAUUCAGAUUCUUGAUACGAAACUGCAGGAGUUGAAGAAUAAGAAACAGGAGCUUUUUCUCAAGUUGAAAAUUGUCCUGAAUCAGGAUGAGAUCCGGAAGAAGCAUCAGCAACAAAUGGAGACUAUUGAGACGCUAAAGGCAGUGGUGCAGAGUGGUCAUCCACCACAGCCGGGAACUCAUGCACAGCUCUUUAUGCCACCCCGGACACUUCAUCAGCAGGCUCUUAUCCCCAAGAUGCAACAAGCCGGUCCACCAGUUGGCGUCCAAGGAGGUCAGGUGAAGCGCCCACGAAGUCCAUCUCCAACUGCUCCACAGCAGGGUUACUACAAGACCAACAGCAACCAGUCCUAUUCACAUCCAAUAAAAAUUGAAGAGGGCCGCCGAACUGGAGAUGUGAUGGGCAGAGCCGUCCUAUGGAACAAACCUACGCAGCAGUAUACGAAUGCCCCAGGAACGCUAUUCUUCCCGACAAAUCAGAAUCCUUCAGAGACACGGAAUCAAUCAAUCAUCUAUCCUAACUAUACUGCGAAUCUCAGCAUACCGCAGCAGAAUCUUCGUCAGGGCUACCACGUGGAGAUGGGCCAACCGGGUCAGGGGCAAAUCAAAGGUGAGAUGACGGUGAAGCCAAUUGCAUCGGCCCAGUCGCAGCAGCAGCAACAACAACAGCGGAAUCAUCAGAGCCAAGUGACACUUGAGAAGAUUCCAGAGAGGGGCCAAGCACAGGGGCCAACUUACCAUCAUGACGAGCGCAAGGAUAUUCGGGCACCACCUCCGGGGAUUGUUUACACCACACAACCAAUGCGUCCCGGACAGAUGCCGAUGCCGUAUCAGCAGCAGCAGCCGAAACCGCACUACUCGCGACACCGCUACUAAAACAAACAACAAAGUUAGCUAUAAUUGGGCUUUACAAAAGAAAAUAUGAAGAUUUACUAUUUAAGGAAUAAAAUAUUAUACGUACUCAAA